UUUCAGAAACAAAAGUCCCAGAACCAGCAGCAAAGACACUCGGACAAAGCAAGAAAGCUAUGAACAUGUACUCUGUUACUCUCAGCGGCCCAGCGCCGUGGGGCUUCAGGCUGCAGGGCGGCAAAGACUUCAGCAUGCCGCUCACUGUGUCAAGGCUUACACCGGGUGGAAAGGCAGCUCAGGCCGGAGUCGGGGUGGGCGACUGGGUGGUCUCCAUCAGUGACGCCAAUGCAGAGGAUAUGACCCACGUGGAAGCACAAAACAAGAUUAGAGCAGCAACAGACUCCCUUACCCUCACCCUCAGCAGAGCUUUUAAAGGCGGUGAAGAGAGGAAGGACUCGCUCUCCUCGGCUUCUGUUCAGCCAAAGUACUCUUUUGCCCCAAGCACAACCAUUAACAAGAUGGCGAGGCCAUUUACAGCAGGUGGUGCUAGCACCAACUCAGGACCCGUUAUUAAACCUGUGGCCUACACACCUAAGCUUAACACUGCGCACACGCCGGGCUUCGCCAGCACACAGCAGCCUCAGAACGGCCUGGAGCCAACUCCUUCCUCUGCCAAGACCCAAACUGCAGAUAAACCAGAUGGCUCAAAGACGGCGGCUGCUGCAGCGGCCACUUCCGGCCCCUCCUGCAGACCCCCGUGGGUCACGGACCCAAACUUUGCCGAUCGCUACCGCCCGGACAAGACCAGCACCGUGGUGACCCAGCACCAGCAGCCAGUCGAGCCGACGCCCAAGCAGAACCGCAGCUCCAUCCUGCAGGCGGCGCAGCACACGCCCGAGGACAGCGGGAGGACCCCGCUGUGUGGCGCCUGCAACAAAAUCAUCAGGGGUCGGUACCUGGUGGCACUGGGGCGUUCCUGGCACCCGGAGGAGUUCACCUGCUCCCAGUGUAAGGCGGUGCUGGAGGAGGGGGGCUUCUUUGAGGAACGGGGCUCCGUCUACUGCACGAAGUGCCACGAUAACCGAUACGCUCCCAACUGUGCCAAGUGCAAGAAGAAGAUCACAGGGGAAAUCAUGCAUGCCUUGAAGAUGACCUACCAUGUUCAGUGUUUCAAGUGUGCAGCCUGUAAGAAUCCCAUCAGGAACCAGGCCUUCUACAUGGAGGAGGGCGAGCCUUACUGUGAGAAAGACUAUGAAAAGAUGUUUGGCACCAAAUGCCACGGCUGUGACUUCAAGAUUGAUGCCGGCGAUCGCUUUCUGGAGGCCUUGGGCUACAGCUGGCACGACACGUGCUUCGUCUGUGCUCUCUGCCAAAUCAACCUGGAGGGGAAGACGUUCUACUCCAAAAAGGAUAAGCCCCUGUGCAAAGGCCACGCUUUUGCUCCGGUAUAAGGGAUCCAGCUACAUCUUCAGAGGAAGCAACGCAUCUCCCACCACCUCCUCUUUAUCCCCUCCUGCCCUCUGACAAACUCUACAUCCCGUCUCUGCCAGCCACACACGCAGAGUUCACCCUGAGCUUCUUUUCUAUCCUGCAGACUUUGUUUUUAUACUCCAAGCUUAAUGCCAGCUCCACAUACAGUCCACCGUGCCUGUAAGACGGAAGCGGUGCUGCAAACUGGAAAUAAGCGAGGAAUGAUGUCACGGCGUCACAACUUGAACUACUCGGUGGGGGGGUGGGGGGAUCUCUGGUAUUUAUGGAGAUUUAAUUGCAGCCGUUUUCGAUCUUUGUGAUGCAGCAUGGUUGGUCUGAAGGAGUCGGUGAGCCUGCAGUAAUCACACAUCUGCCCGCUCUCCUGUAAUAACCGUGGAGGAGCGCUGGCCCCAUCAAGGGUCCGGGUCCACUCAUCAGCUCUUACUGCAGUGCCCUUUAAUGCAAUAGAAGCCGGUCAAGCAGCAAAGGGGAGGCGUUUCUGCUUGAUUGGACUGAACCCAACCCCCACACCCCCCUUUCCUCAAAUGCUGCAUGUUUCACCUCAGUGCUGAUGAGUCUGAGUCCAUACGGAGCGUAGAUGAGAACGUUUGACUGAUGCUGAAAUCCUUAAUUGGUCACGUUUUUUAAAUGUCACAGAUGUUUCACAGAGAGCCUCCUGUAAGUAAAGAAACUCCCUUUUUUUUUCACAUUUCAAGCCAAAGCGUGAUUUAAGCUGCAACGUUCCUCUGAUUCUAUGAUAUCAUGACACCUCAGUGCCGUACUUUCCAGCCAUGUAUUUUCACUGCUUCACAACUGGCCUAUAUGUGUGUUUAUUGCUUAAGAUUUUCCAAAUAAAACUAUUUAGUUAACCCAAA
This is a messenger RNA of Fundulus heteroclitus (mummichog), 2228 nucleotides long. It is a transcript of the gene pdlim7, whose product is annotated as PDZ and LIM domain 7. The record is from RefSeq and is a predicted model, not a curated record. Lineage: Eukaryota; Metazoa; Chordata; Actinopteri; Cyprinodontiformes; Fundulidae. Gene Ontology annotation, molecular function: actin binding; muscle alpha-actinin binding. Gene Ontology annotation, cellular component: adherens junction; Z disc; filamentous actin. Gene Ontology annotation, biological process: heart development; actin cytoskeleton organization; muscle structure development. The transcript has 11 exons. Bases 60 to 1334 code for a protein of 424 amino acids.